Molecule: messenger RNA, 2447 nt
Organism: Serpula lacrymans var. lacrymans S7.9
Lineage: Eukaryota; Fungi; Basidiomycota; Agaricomycetes; Boletales; Serpulaceae
Product: glycoside hydrolase family 16 protein
Exons: 17
Coding region: 89-1948 (619 amino acids)
Biological process (GO): fungal-type cell wall organization; (1->6)-beta-D-glucan biosynthetic process
Cellular component (GO): plasma membrane; endoplasmic reticulum membrane
Molecular function (GO): glucosidase activity
Source: RefSeq, a predicted model, not a curated record
ACCAGCGUUAGCAGUAAGCCUGUAUAGUAAAUACUCACAUCAUUCGUCCCAGUAAACCCGUUCUUUUAUCCACAAGACAGUCUCUACAAUGGCCUCUCCUGGUCCUGAUCCUCAAAAACGUUUUUACGGUCAACUGGCUUCAGGUGCCCCGUCAACGACAAGCCUGCUGCCCCCAUCUGCUAGAGGAAGUCCGGCUGGCGUACAGGCCACAUUCGCCAGAGGUCCUCCUUCGCUACGUAGUAUGGCGAGCGUGAACUCUUUGAACGAGUCACCUUAUAAUAGCGCAGCCGCAGGCCGGAUAGCAUCGCUUCCAGGAGGACAGUCUAUUUCCGACAAGUUUUCGCUCUCGCCUGAUCCGUCUUCAUGGGGGGCCGAUAUCUCUCCCAAUCAUCCGGAACCCGAUGACUUUCUCCACAACCCCGACCCUCGUAGGGAUCAUAGGAAAGACCGAGGAGGUAGUAUUCUCACUUACAGAGGUUUUGCCAAUUUGGGCUGUUUGAUAGUCCUCUCCCUCGGUCUGCUCACUCUUUUUGGAGGAUACCCAUUAAUAUCGCAUUUCACCGCAAACCGUAUUUCGUACGGUGGUGGAUUUAAUAUUGGUGGCAUCAACGCUAGUGGGCAGGUCCCAGCUAUACCUAACAAUUUCGGGUUAAUCGAUAACGAUACUCCGUCAGACGCACAUACCAUCAAAUCUUUUGCGGAUGGAUCUGAAUGGCAGUUAGUUUUUAGUGAUGAGUUUAACCAGGACGGGCGAACAUUUUGGCCUGGAGACGACCCCUAUUGGGAGGCGGUAGAUCUCCAUUACUGGCAGACUGGAGAUCUAGAGUGGUACUAUCCCGAAGCUAUCACCACUAGCGGCGGCGCAUUGCAAGUCCAGCUAUCAGAAAAACAAAUAAACAACCUUGAUUACCAGGGUGGCAUGAUGACUUCGUGGAACAAAUUUUGUUUCACAGGUGGCAUGGUUUUAGUAUCAGUCAGCUUACCCGGCUAUAAUAAUGUAUCUGGAUUAUGGCCCGCUAUUUGGACGAUGGGAAAUCUUGGUCGUGUGGGAUAUGGCGCUUCAACCGAUGGGACAUGGCCUUACAAUUAUGACGCAUGCGAUGUCGGAACGGCACCUAACCAAACGCACGAUGGGAAGCCACUGGCUGCACUUGAGAAUGGCGACCCAUAUAAUGGGAAUGUUCUAUCCUACCUCCCAGGUCAGCGCCUGUCAAGAUGUACUUGCCCAGGUGAAUCGCAUCCGGGACCUAUGCAUUCCGAUGGAACAUAUGUCGGACGUGCAGCUCCUGAGAUCGAUAUUUUCGAGGCUCUUCUUUUAGAUGGCCAGGGUGCUGUUUCUCAAUCUGGACAGUGGGCGCCCAUGAAUGCGGAAUACGAUUGGUUCAAUACUACUGGAAACUACGUGAUCCCCAACCCUGCUAUCACUUCACAGAAUACUUACUCCGGUGGUGCUUAUCAACAAGCUACGUCAGCUUUAACGAAUCUCACUGAGCAACAGUGCUACACUAACGAAACGGGGUGUUACCAGACUUUGGGUAUUGAAUUCAAACCAGGUUAUACACAGGACGAUGCGUAUAUCAGCUGGAUUGCUAACGACGAAGUUGCAUGGACAUUGGAAGCCAGUGCAAUGGCUGCUGAUUCUCGUGUGGAGAUUUCAGCUAGGCCCAUUACACAAGAGCCCAUGUAUAUCAUCUUCAAUUUGGGACUCUCGCCAAGCUUUGCUUACAUCGACACUGAUAAUUUACCAUUCCCUACUGUCAUGAGCGUGGACUGGAUUCGUGUGUAUCAACCUAAGGACUCUAUCAACGUCGGUUGUGAUCCGGCAGACUUCCCUACAGCUGCUUAUAUCAACGAAUAUACGGAAGCUUACACGAAUCCGAACCUCACAACGUGGACAACAGAUUAUAAACAGACUUUCCCAAAAAAUAGUUUCUUGGGGCAGUGCUAAGGACCUUGAGUGGCCCCACCUCUAAUUGUUGACUUCCGUCGUCUGCACAUCUAGCAAUCAAAUGAUAGUGUGUUCUACUCCUCUACCCAUGUUGUCUGUUGUUUGUUGAGGCGUCUUUGUUCGUUCUUUUAUCGCUUGGUAUUUUGCCAUUACCCAUUCCAUACGUUUUUACUACAUUCUGCCAUUUCGGAACGAUUAAGAAUUUUCUUCACUGGCUUUUCGUGGAAAGAUUACUUAUACCUGGCUAGCCCAUUUUCACUGCCAUACAGGUGUUCCCUAGAGCAUUUAAAGCGCUUGUAGAGUUGAUUGAUCUAAUCUUUAGACGUUGCUGGGAUCUUGCUCUGUUCAUGGAUUUCAUGGGACUACUUUGAUUUCAAUAUAUGCUCACGUAGGAUAGUAGGCUUGACAUGCUGAGGCAAACAUGAUAUCUAUUUACGUUUUAUUUUGAAGUUAUAAUAAUUGUUUACCGCAAAGAAAAUCUACAAUGAUACAAUUCCAA